Iphiclides podalirius (scarce swallowtail) is the source of this 1545-nucleotide messenger RNA. NCBI's taxonomy places the organism in Eukaryota, Metazoa, Arthropoda, Insecta, Lepidoptera, Papilionidae. The record is from the annotation of a GenBank genome assembly.
AUGGCAUUUAUUAAACUUCUUGUAACUAUAAGCCUAAUUUGUAUUGAAUUGGCGGUAGCGGUGACACCGGCACUCAUCCUAACGCCAUACAUCGAAGCGAACAAGACCGAGGCGGCCAGAAACCUCUCCACCGUGGACCCUUCGCUGUUCCUGAACGUCACGAGCUACUCCGGCUUCCUUACAGUAGACGAGAGCCACGGCUCGAAUCUGUUCUUCUGGUACUUCCCUAGCAACAACACCGAAAGGAACAGGAGGCCAUGGAUAAUUUGGCUCCAAGGAGGUCCCGGCGCCAGCAGCCUGGCUGGCCUCUUCGACGAAAUCGGCCCGUUCGAAUACAAUAAAGACAUGGGAUUGAAACGUCGCGAAUUUUCUUGGUAUCAGGAGUAUUCUAUUGUGUUCAUUGACAACCCAGUCGGAGCGGGAUUCAGCUUUACCAACAGCAAGGAAGGCUUCGCUAGGAAUAUGUCGAUGUAUUCUGACCACUUGUACAAAGCGGUGGUGCAAUUAGUGGGGCUAUUCCCCGAAUUGCGGGAAGCACCGCUUUACGUGGCGGGCGAGUCUUACGCCGGUCACUACAUACCGGCCUUCGGGCAGAAGACGUUGGAAGAGAUCGCCAAGACUACCACCGGCAGGUUCCCGUAUAUCUUGAAGGGCCUGAUAAUGGGCAAUCCGAUAUUGGACCGCGAGAGCGUUAUGAACUACACGUCGGUGUUCUACAAUUGGGGGCUGAUAGACGCCCAGGGGGCGAUGGCCGCUGCCCAGCUUCAAGAGCAGUUCAUCCAGGCGAUCCGAAGUGGCAACAGCAGCGCAGCAGUGGUUCUCCGCGACGACCUUCUAAACAAGCUCCAAGACAUCGCCUCGCAGCCCGAGAUAUACAACGCGUUGAGCGAUUACGGCGAUUUCGAAGGUUUCAAGGAGUACGUGAAGUUGGACGCUGUGAGGGAGGCGCUGCACGUGGGGAACAUCCAGUUCACCUUCAGGAACUCCACCGUCCACACGUGCCUGGUGGAGGAUUUCCUGGCGAGGAUGUCCCCGAUAAUGACAUCGGUGCUGGAGCACUUCAAGGUCCUGGUCUAUUGCGGGCAGCUGGACCUGACGGCGGCGUGCGUGCCCUCGGGCGAGUGGCGCCGCCGCAGCUGGCGCUGGGCGGGCCGCGGCCGGUUCCUCGCCGCGCCCCGGCUGCCCUGGUACUACGGCGGACGCGUCGCCGGGUACGUGAAGAGCGGGGGCGGUUUCACCGAAGCGCUGGUGAGGGGCGCGGGCCAUUUGGCGCCUAUAGACAAGCCCGGCCAAGUGCUGCAGCUGGUCUCCUACUUCAUCAGGGGCCUGGACCUGCCCUCGCCGCCGAACUACGAGGCGGAGGCGCCGCCCGCCUACGCGCCCGUAGCGCCGCACCGCUACGACACCGCGCUCGCCGUGAGCGUGGGCUUCAACGUAGCGCUCGCGCUCGUAGCCGCCCUGCUCGCGGUCUACGCGGUCCGCUGGAGGCGGCGGGCGGCGGACUUCUUCUACUCGCCCGUAGACGACGGCGUGCUGACGAUGACG